UCAUUCACUCGUCAUAUGUACCGGGAUUAGCGUAUACAUAUGCGCGUUCUCGUGAAGUCGCCUGGCAUAGUGAUAUGAUCAAGUAUCACCUCUCCAAAACUUGCAACAUCUAUGGUGCCAGAUUUGGUACUAGUUGUGGUCUCCUUUUUAUCUCGAGUAAAUAUGGGCAUUGAAGAACAAGUGAAGAAGAACCAAAGGGAAUUCCAAUUUUGUAUUGUUUUUUUAUUAGGAGGACCAGAGGAUGAGGAUAACACAGAGUUCCUUUGAGGCACACAGAAACAACAGCUGAUUUGUGAGCGCGUAAGUAGAGUCUACUUACUGUCGGCCCCUUGCAAAGAGAGACCUCUGCUCUGUUACUUGGGAGCUGACGAUACGCUAGCAUCGUGCACGGAUUUGCCUCACUGGGUAUUCGGUGAACAGAGCGGACGGAAGGGAUGGCGCACUGACAGGCGACCAGAGCAAGUCCUCACAGCUCCGACAACCGCCGCCCGUGUUUUUAUGGAAGUCCCACGCGUGAAUAGCGGACAUAAACACCCCGAAUGAAGCCGGGAAGUGGUUGACUUGGAUAAUCCGUCUCCCUUUCCUUUCCCUGUUGGAGGAGAACAGUAAAACUACAAUUUAAAAAAAAUGUUCACCGGGCCACAGUCCGUCCCUUAUUAGGGUUAUUUUGCUUCCGGUAUCAGAAGAAACGAGUAGUUUUCUCUCUCCCACACUUUUUUUGGAAGCUGAACUUUUUUAGAGUUGAAAAUGGGUAUUUGAGACUGUUGGCACAUUUCCCUGCUCCACAAUGGCCACCGAAACCUUUCUGGUGAAUGAAGACCCCUCCAGAGGUCCUGGGAUGCCUGAAUGCUUUGUAGUAUCAGAUUCCUACAGGUAUUGCACUACUCACCUUCUAAACAAUCCAUUAGUGGAUGAAUUUCAUCCCUUCAUCGAGGCCCUUCUCCCCCAUGUCCGUGCCUUCUCCUACACCUGGUUCAACCUGCAGGCACGCAAACGCAAGUACUUCAAGAAGCACGAGAAGAGGAUGACAAAGGAUGAAGAACGCGCAGUGAAGGACGAGCUGCUGGGUGAGAAGCCCGAGAUCAAGCAGAAGUGGGCGUCGCGGCUGCUGGCCAAGCUCCGAAAGGACAUCCGGCCCGAGUUCCGUGAGGACUUUGUGCUCACCAUCACAGGCAAGAAGCCCCCCUGUUGUGUUCUCUCCAACCCCGACCAGAAGGGCAAGAUCCGCCGUAUCGACUGUCUCCGCCAGGCCGACAAGGUGUGGCGGCUGGACCUGGUGAUGGUCAUCCUGUUCAAGGGCAGCCCCCUGGAGAGCACGGACGGAGAGCGGCUGGUUAAGUCGCCCCAGUGCGCGAACCACGGCCUGUGCGUCCAGCCCCACCACAUCGGCGUGUCUGUCAAGGAGCUCGACCUCUACCUGGCCUACUUCAUCCACUCACCAGAAUCCGGACAAUCAGACAGCUCAAACCAGCAAGGAGACACAGACAUCAAGCCACCGCCCAAUGGGCACUUGAGUUUCCAGGACUGCUUUGUGACUUCAGGGGUGUGGAACGUGGCCGAGCUGGUCCGAGUGUCACAGACUCCAGUGGCCACAGCGUCCGGCCCCAACUUCUCCCUGGCCGACCUGGAGAGUCCCGGCUACUACAAUAUCAACCAGGUGGCCCUGGGACGACGCUCCAUCACCUCCACCCCCUCCACCAGGACUGAAAUGGAGCUUUAUGCAAGUCUCCCACGGAGCUCCAACAAGCGCAAGUCCAUUGACGACAGUGAGAUGGAGAGCCCGGUGGACGAUGUCUUCUACUCGGGCCGCUCCCCUGCGGCCGGCAGCAGCUCCCAGUCCAGUGGCUGGCCCAACGAUGUGGACGCAGUGCAGCACCAUUUGGCCAGUGUGCAAGAGAGGAAGAUAAAGCAUGAAAACGAUGGCGUGCAGUUUCCUUACCAUGGACUCUCCUCGCCUGGUUCUCUUAAGAAGCCGGGGAAAUUCGAUUUCAGCGCCCUGUCGCAGCAGACGAGGUCGCCUCGCAUGGUGUUCACCCACCACCCGCUGCCAAUGCUGGCGGGAGUGAGACCAGGGAGCCCCCGUGCCUCAGCGUCUGCCCUGCACUUCCCCUCCCCCUCCAUCAUCCAGCAGUCCAGCCCGUACUUCACCCACCCCACCAUUCGCUACCACCACCAUCCUGGGCAGGACCCCCUGAAGGAAUUUGUGCAGUUUGUCUGCGCUGAUGGCUCGGGACAGUCUGGCGGCCAGCCAAACGGGAGCGGCCAGAGCAAAAUGCCGGGCUCCUUCUUGCUGCCUCCACCUCCCCCAGUGGCCCGCCCAGUGCCCCUCCCCAUGUCCGACUCUAAAUCCAGCAGCACGCCUCCCGACGGCGGACUGACCUCGCCCACAUCUCCGUCUUACUCCACGUCAGGGGCCCCAGCUCCCAACAGGUUUGUCAGCAUCGGAUCACGGGACAACAACUUUCUGAACAUCCCUCAGCAGACACAGUCUUGGUUCCUCUGACAUGACCUGUCUGCAAACCAGCGACUAGAAUCUUUCUUUACAAUUGGGAAUUGAAACAUGGAAAACAGAAAAAUAACCCACAGGAAAUUGCCCAACGAUCCUUAUGUCUCACAUAAAAAGUAAAGCAACCCAGGAAAUCUUAGCAUGAUACUAGUAGUGAACUCUGGACCCAAUUACCUAAACAGACGGAACCCCCCAUUUUUAAGACGGGAGGAUCAUAGGAUUUGGGAGAGGCAGAGGACAAGAAGUCAUCUCUCACAUCCAGCAAAACACGGCAACACAAAAGAGGAACCUGAAGAGAAAAAAGGUCACAUUCUACUUCGGAACAAGGACACAUUGUGCAAUGGCUGAGAAAAGCAACUAUUCAACAGUCAAAAAAACUGAUGUAGGAGUGGGGAUUGAAAUUGAAGGGACAUCAAAUCACUCUCUUGAAGGCACAAAACACGCCAUCAUUUAAAUGCGGUACGUUCCUCACUGUCAAAUCACCCACAAAACAAACCCAUUAGGUUCCAGUGAAAUACGUAGCAGUCCAUGCUACUGUGAUGUCUCCCUGUCACUCAACACACUGUCAAUUCACCAAUAUUUCCCAGUCUUAUAACCAUUGACCUAAUUAGCCCCACUACUAACAAGACAGAAACCAUGCCAAAACAUUUCCUAAAGGUUGCACUACAAGCUGAAUUAACACUAAUCUCAUGUCCACUAUUACACCUACAUGGCAUGGGGGGGAACAGGCUUACCUAUGAUUGUAUUAUUAUUAUUAGUGAAAGAGAAAAAAAAUGGAUAUGAGAAGUCUCAGCCCACAGUUCAGCAACACAAGGCCUCCACUUUAACCAGCAUCCCAGCAGAAGAACCCAAACCCAAGUAAAGCAAAAUGCCCAGUUCACUCUUGCAAAACUACAACUGUGACAAUAAUCAAGUGCUAAGUAUAUCCACUUUCAUUUGAAUGAUGAAUGCCAUUUGUAACAUACAUACAUAUAUAUAUAUAUACACACACAAACCGGGCCCAAGUGGUGUUAUUACGUCUAUGACACAUGCUAUUCACACGUUUCCAGUACACUCUUUUUGCCCCUUGUAGUAGACAACACACAUACUUAGUUAAAAACACAGGCCUCUGCUUUAACAUCCAGAACUACACAGCUGUAGUAGUAAUAUUCCCUUUUGCACAGAAUUGUUUUAUUUUUUGUUUCUUCUCUUAUUGGACUUGUCCCUCUGAAUUUGUCCGCUUUAUAAAAUGUUGUGUUUGAAUGACAGCACCUUAUUGAGAAAAACAGUGGUUGGGAGCGAGACUUCGAGUGGUAUUGCCAGGAAGGGUGAUUCAGUCAGUGUUCAAUACCAUGUAGUGAAACAGUGACAUUAGGUUGCUGAGGGCCCAGAGCCCACCUCCCUCCCAUCUCCCCAAAGUUGACCCUUUUUGUUUACACUCCCAGACUGCCCCUGUUCCAAGAGCAGAGAGCCACGCUGCGGAGCAAAAUAAUGAUGUGACAUAUUUCUUCCCAUGUUUGGGAAGCAGAGCCUGGGUUGAAGUCAGAGGUCAUAUUGAGAUGGCAGGGUGCUAUGGUCGCCUCUUUUCCCUGACACGAUCUCUGCUCUCCAUCCUAUCCAGCCUGUUCAUUCUGUUCAGUCAGCCCUUAUAGAUCAAACUGCCCUAAAGAUACUUGACCAGACAAAAGUUCAACCUUUUGAAAUCAAGAGGGACAAAUUAAAUGAACACACUUAGCACAGCUCCACUUGACAAACUCGCAUGCAAACUGACAGUAUAAGUAGCAGUUACAACCACCCAGGCCAGAUUGACUGUAAAGGGAAGACGUAACAUGGCAAUCUCUGAGGAAACCUUUUGUUUUUAAUCAUUCACUUUUUAUUGGAAUUCCUAACAUUACUACGAUUCAGUUUGAAAGUGAUCUUUUUUUAUUAAGGAACAUCAGCUCAAAUCACCAACCUCACAAAAUAACUGGACUGCCUGGUCAUGUACUUCACUGCAGGGAAACAAUGUUGCCAGAUGGCAACCAUCUCAUCAGCUUGAUAGAGAACUAGCACUGCUGAAUAAGAAUUAUGAUGGCUAUGGUGAUUUCUUUUCUAAUCUAUGGAAGUGCCUCUGUCCCAUUAUGCAAUUUGUUAAACGUGAAUUCAGGUUCUUUUUCUCACAUAUAAGCUAUAGUGAAUGGUGGUGAAAUGCUAUGUCUGGGGAGAAAAACAGUGACCGCUCACUGAAUAAUUGCAAUCUUUAUAUAUAUAUACACACAAAUAUUUAUAGAUAUAUACAUUUUUUUAUUUGCAAAAUAAGCUCUGUGGCAGUCUAGUUAUUUUUUGAAGCAUGGCACAGUCAAUUGAUGCAUCUUAAAUAUCUGAUUAGAGCAAAAGUACCAGUCCCUAUACACACAUCUAAUGGCAUAAAGUGUCCAUGGCAAAUACUAUAGAUAGAUGAUUUAUAUAGCAAACAGUAAAGUGACGUGGUCAAGGGAAAUAACGGAUUCGAUUUUGGUUAUAAUUUUUUUGGGGGGGGAGUAUUGUUGUUGAAUAAAAAUGUAUGUGUGUUGAUUGAGCCAUGUGCAAUGCCUUGGGUAGAUAAAUUGUGUUUGUCUGUUAGAGAUUGUUAGAGGGUGUCACGAGAAAAGAGAGGCUAAACCCUCUAUUUUUUUGUUUUAAGUCCACUAGCCCCGGGACUCUAAACACGAGGGCAGAGAAAAAAAAUCCCAGUCUUUGUAAAUUGAAAAUGAAUUUUCAUUUUUUUCCUUAUUCAUUUAAAAAAAUGUAUUUGUAAUGAUUUGUUUUCUAAAUCUGGGAGGGCUGAAGGAACAAUUUAGCAAAACAAAAAUAUAUAUCACUAAAUGAAACAGGUGCUUUUUACGAAAUAAAGUACAUUCAAACUCUUAUACAUAAAGAACAUUUUAGGAAACAUGCAUUCUAUUUCUCUUUUUGUAUUUACCAAGGGGGGAGGGGUUCAUUAUAUGAAAAAGUUGUGAUAAAAGCAUUUUUCUUCAACCUUUAUCCCAGAGCAGGAAGAUAACUUUUGUUUGAUUAGAUGGUUAUCCUGACAAUGGGAUGAUGAACUAGUGGAAAAGGCCUGACGUAAUGGACAUCUGGGCCAUGUCAGUAUCACCAGAGAACCGACUAAAACAUGACCUAUUUAACAGAUGAAUUGCAACUUGCAUCCAAUUUUCUAAACUGUGGACAUGUUUAAAACUGGACAACCGAAGUAAUCAAGUUUGGAACACAGACAAGAUCUUCCCCAUUUUGGGAGAUGCAUCAGAAAUGGAAUCCAUUUUUCUAAGUGUUAGCUCAACCACAAAGUGAUUAAUAGCAUUUGGAGAGAUGGGAGGUGUAACGCGAAAUACAUUUUGGUAGAUUUAGUUAAUUCCUAUCUCAAACCCAAACAAGGCGAGGGAGUGUAAGGUAUAUUUUGAGCACAGCAAGGAUGAGAGCAGGAUUAAAUCAAAGAAGUGAACCCUUCCCCCUUCCACUCCCAAUCCGCAGUGUAAAUUAUUCUAAAUAUUUGUUUGGUGUUCUAGUGUUAGAAUCAGAGCAUCUUAAAGGUUGUCCCUAAAAAGUGCCUUUUGUUCAGACUCCAUCUUGUAAUCCCGAGUGCCCGUCUCAAAAAAGUCCCCUCCUUCAUAUUUCUUCUAUAUCCUCUCCUUCAAGCUUUUCAAAGCAGUAUAUAUAGUACUAAAGGAAAUUGGUGUGAUUUAGUUAUUUUUAUUGUUGAAUAAUUAAGAAAAGCAAAAAAAAAUAUAAAAAAAUAUGGCUUGCUUCUCUUCCUGUAUCUUGUCUUCUGUCUCUCUUGGACACUGGAGUAGUCUGUAGCUGCGUUACCCUCCUUAUCCCUCCCCAAAACCCUUUUCUCUGAAUUGAGGGGUAAAAAAAGCUAAACUUUGUCUGAGCAGAAUGCAGUUAGCUCACAUGUUAUUCUUGUUUGUACGCUUCACAUUGUAUACCAUACCGAUCUCUUCAACUUCUCCAUUGAACAGUUAAUGUAAGUGAACAAGUUACACCGGUGGGCUCUUGGGGUGUGGCGAGGAGAGGGUCUGUGAGGGCGCCUAGUUUUUCAGUGGGAUGUAUUUGAUGACAUAUCACGUGGAGAUAAAAUACAUCUCGGAAUAUCCCUCUGAAUGGGCAAGGGGGCUGCAUGGCAACUGGGGUAGAAUAGGCAGGUUUGGUUAAUUCUUGUUAACCAUUUUUUUUUUACAGAAUUGAGUUUCGUAUCUUAUGCAGCAAUGCUACAUUGAGACCGUUUAAUAAUGCACCUUUCUAGAGGUUGUAUGAGACCAGCUAUUAAAACAAGUGAAAAAGGAUGUGAAAUUACUAAGCGUUCUUAUAACUGAAUGGUUCCAUCCCACGUAGACUGGCAGGCUCAGAUCCACAAUCAAGAGAACCGUUGCACCCAUUUACUAGAACCCCAAAUGAACAGUGAGAACAAUUACAGACUAAAGUCAUAUGUAGUAGACCGUUAAAGCACCUUGAAAUUCCACCAGCAAAAUCAAGAGCAGGCUUGAUAGAGGGCCUACUUGUUUCCUACAAGAAUAUGCAUGUUUUUAUUGUAAGUGAUUGAAGCCAGCAGCAGUAUUAGCCCUGACAAUUAAAGCGCCCCAGUCGAGAAGCGAGUGACAGGUUUCAGUGUGUGCUUUGCUUGGGCAGAACGUUAGUCCCUAGCCAUCUUUCCCUGCAGCACCAGAGUUCUGUCUCUCCCUGGCCACCCAUCUUUUUAUUUUCCUUCGGGUUUGUUUUUAAAAGUGCGUAGGGCCAUGUUUAGUGUUGUGUAGAGUGAACCCCCAGCUGGCCUUGCCCCGCACCCCCCUCAGUGCAGCUUCCCUCCCUCAGGAAUACACCUCCCAGAGCCCAUGGUGAAAUGCAUGUGUUAAUUACAGUUUCUUUUCCAUAAUAAUAAAAACAGUUUGAAAAGAGCAACACUUGAAUAAAAGGAUGUUUUUGACUGUAA
Oncorhynchus nerka (sockeye salmon) is the source of this 7433-nucleotide messenger RNA. RefSeq names its product nuclear factor 1 X-type-like. Gene Ontology annotation, molecular function: DNA-binding transcription factor activity, RNA polymerase II-specific; RNA polymerase II cis-regulatory region sequence-specific DNA binding. Gene Ontology annotation, cellular component: nucleus. The coding region runs from base 788 to 2503 and encodes 571 amino acids. The transcript has 15 exons. Lineage: Eukaryota; Metazoa; Chordata; Actinopteri; Salmoniformes; Salmonidae. The record is from RefSeq and is a predicted model, not a curated record. Gene Ontology annotation, biological process: regulation of transcription by RNA polymerase II.